Gasterosteus aculeatus aculeatus (three-spined stickleback) is the source of this 4621-nucleotide messenger RNA. It is a transcript of the gene tead1b, whose product is annotated as TEA domain family member 1b. NCBI's taxonomy places the organism in Eukaryota, Metazoa, Chordata, Actinopteri, Perciformes, Gasterosteidae. Gene Ontology annotation, cellular component: transcription regulator complex. The record is from RefSeq and is a predicted model, not a curated record. Gene Ontology annotation, biological process: hippo signaling; regulation of transcription by RNA polymerase II; embryonic organ development. Gene Ontology annotation, molecular function: DNA-binding transcription factor activity, RNA polymerase II-specific; RNA polymerase II cis-regulatory region sequence-specific DNA binding.
GUUGGAGAUCGACGGCGGAGGCUUUUCGGACCAGCGCGAAGGAGAAAACGCGGCGGAGAGACUUGUUGCUUCAACGCGUUUUUCACGGGAAUUUUUUUUUUUCAGCCAUCGAAGUUUUUCUGUCUCUCCCUAGUCUGCUCCAGGCUUCUGCUUGGGGAGCCCGACCGCCACGAUUGAUCCCAGCAGCUGGAGCGGCAGCGAAAGCCCUGCCGAGGACAUGGAAAGGAUGAGCGACUCGGCAGACAAGCCCAUGGACAACGAUGCCGAGGGGGUGUGGAGCCCUGAUAUUGAACAGAGCUUCCAGGAGGCUCUGGCCAUCUACCCUCCCUGUGGACGCAGGAAGAUCAUCCUGUCUGACGAGGGAAAGAUGUAUGGUCGAAAUGAGUUGAUAGCCCGAUACAUCAAGCUCCGGACCGGGAAGACAAGGACUCGGAAGCAGGUGUCUAGUCACAUACAGGUCUUAGCAAGAAAGAAAGUUCGAGAAAUCCAAGCUGUCAUUAAGGUGUCUAGUCACAUUCAGGUUCUUGCCAGAAGGAAAUCUCGUGAGUUUCAUUCCAAGCUAAAGGUUACAAGCAUGGACCAAGCCGUGAAGGACAAAGCCCUCCAGAGCAUGGCCUCCAUGUCCUCGGCUCAGAUUGUUUCUGCCACGGCUAUUCACAACAAGCUGGGCCUGCCAGGCAUCCCGCGCCCAGCCUUUCCUGGAGCGGGGUUAUGGCAGGGCAUGAUAUCGGCCGGUCAGCCAGGAUCCUCACAAGACAUUAAGCCUUUCACCCAGCAAGCCUAUCCCAUCCAGCCAGUCACAACAGCCAUUUCAAGUUACGAGCCUACAGGAGCUCCAACGGCACCAGCAUGGCAGGGCCGCUCCAUCGGAACAUCUAAACUCCGACUGGUGGAGUUCUCCGCCUUCCUGGAGCAACAGAGAGACCCAGACACAUACAACAAACACCUAUUUGUACAUAUCGGACAGACAAAUCACUCCUACAGUGACGCCCUGCUGGAGUCUGUGGACAUUCGCCAGAUUUAUGACAAAUUCCCAGAAAAGAAAGGAGGACUGAAGGAGCUGUAUGGAAAAGGUUCUCAGAAUUCCUUCUUCCUUAUAAAAUUCUGGGCGGACUUGAACUGCAGCAUUCAAGAUGAUACUGGCUCUUUCUACGGUGUCACGAGUCAGUACGAAAGCUCUGAGAACAUGACCAUUACCUGCUCAACAAAGGUCUGCUCCUUUGGGAAGCAGGUGGUUGAGAAAGUUGAGACUGAAUAUGCGCGGUUCGAGAAUGGACGCUUUGUCUACCGGAUAAGUCGGUCUCCCAUGUGUGAAUACAUGAUCAACUUCAUCCACAAACUAAAACAUCUGCCAGAAAAAUAUAUGAUGAACAGCGUGCUGGAGAACUUCACAAUCUUAUUGGUGGUGACGAAUAGGGACACGCAGGAGACACUGCUGUGUAUGGCGUGUGUGUUUGAGGUCUCAAACAGUGAGCACGGCGCCCAGCAUCAUAUCUACAGACUGGUGAAGGAAUGAGAGGCUCUGAGCUUCCCCAAAUCCCUCCUCUUUAUUUACAUGGACUUACCAACCUCAAGACAAGUGGCAGUGCCUCUACCUGAAAGUCACACCGACAAUGCUUUUUGGUCAUGGUAUUGGGUGAAGUCAGUUGUUAUAAAUUUGUUUUAAUAUAAAGUGUUUGUUAUUUGACUGCAGCUGUGAAUUACGGUACAGUUGUUUUAUGUUUGAAUACGAGAAUUCUCGUUUAUAAUAAUGUUGAGUUGGUCUGUUUUAGGUAUAAAUGUGGCUGUUUUUAAAGAAUUUACUAUAUUAAUUUGGUAAAUGGAAAUAUGUGUCUUCUUCUGCUUUGUUAUGUAUAUUAAGAAAAAAAAGGAUGCUGAUCUUUUUCUUUCAGCAGCCUAAUGUGGUCUGUGUAAUAUGUUUGAGUGUGUUUCGUGUGUCUGUAGUUCAUAAUUUGUGAGCGUACAUACUGUAGAUAUACAGUCAUGCACCAACAGCCAAUAGAUUUUCCAAAGAAACUAAACUAAGAAAACACUACACGGACAGUUAGAAGCGAGUGGUUAUGGACAUUGCAUAUUUACUGCUUUUUCUUAAAAAAGACUCUGCUUUCAUUCGUUUAUUUAUCCCUGUUGAAGCACUCCAAGUCUUAGACACUAACAACUGAAUUAUUGCACUGUGAAAGUACUAACAACAUUUUGCCUGAAAAUGUAGGAGGUCUUGUCCCCCGCUAAACAUUUCUGUGCUACAACUCUUUGUGACAACUGAUGGGAGAACUUUAGACAGGUGAAAGUACUGCAGAAAUGACUCGGAACUGACUCAUCUUGUCCAAAAGCACUUUGUUCCCCCGCCUGGACUGCCUUUUGUAACGCUUACUUAUUUCUGUUGCAGCUGUGGUUUUAGAACAAUACUCAAUCAGCACACUAUAAAUCACGUGUAGAAGGAAGGCCUUGUUCAGUACGCUGUGGCUUAGUCCUCUUAAAGGCUCAGCAUAUCGUCGCCCCCCCCCCCCCCCCCCCCUGCGAUGUUGGUGUCAAAAAAGACUCCAAACUGCCUUCACGUCGUCACGCUGUGUUCACAUGUUUACGUGGCCUACGUCGAUUCCGAGCCUUAAACAUGUUAAAGCUGUGAGAACUCCAAAAGAUGCCCCUUAAAACUGUGAUCACUGCGCAGGAAGACUCUUUUGUUUGCAUUGUGUAAGAAUUGUACAAUCCCGUCUGCCAAAGUGUAGAUGUACAGUGCCUUAGUAUACACUCUAACAUUUUCCUUUUUGUUCUAAGUCCAAAAUCUGUUUGGUGGAACAGGCAAAAAUAAGUCACCGCUAUGUUACUUGGUACCUCUUCACAUCUGAGAAAUAAUGUUUCUUACUAUUGAUACACUCCUAGAAAUACAGUUUUCUUGACGUUAUUAAAAGGCAGUGCUCUUUUGUUGAAGUGUGUUAAUUUAAUUAAGCUCAGAAAAAGUUAUAAAACAGGUUCUAUUUUACUCUAAUGCUGUAAGUGUUCCUAAAAUAUCAGCCUUCUUUUCUACAAGUGUACUAUAAACAGACUGACUGCCUUUCCUGUUGUAAAAGACCAAAAAUACAGAGAUACAGUUAAUCUAUUGUCCUGUCCUGCAUGGUAGCGAGGAAGUGCCUUUUGGUAUAAAAUGUCCAGCUUCAAAAAGAUUGAACAGAAAGUACAAAUUCAAUGUUGCCAGACCAAAAAAUGACACAACUUAAACCAAUCACCACAUUGCCUUUUUAAAGGAUUAUUGCUAAAGGAGGAUGAAAGCUUGUCAUAAGUAAAAAAAGAUAAACGAUUAUUUUUCAUUGAUUUCACAAAUUGUGUAUUUGAAGAAAACAUAUUUCUUUCUUCGAGUUCAAAGACCGAAAUACCUGCUAAAACCGUGCGCCCACUAACUGCACGCAGGAUGUCAACUCGUAUGGACACUGCAGCUGUUUGCCUCCUGCACACUUGCAGGUUCGAGUGUGUUUUUAAAAAGGUUUUGGGAAACAUAAAACUCCCUCCUGGAUCCACGACACUCGCGCGAUGUGAAAACAUCACAACGUUACCUUUGAUGAUGUAGUUGACACAGCUGCGAUGUCCUCGACGGGCACAAGACACAAGAUUUGAUCAUUGACCGUUCAGAUCCUAAAGGAAACGUGUAUUUAAUGCUUAUACGCUACAAAUUCCAUAACUUUUUAUGUGGUUGAAAUUCUUUCAAAAAACGGUUUCAGAAGCUAAUUUUCUGGAGGUCUGGACACAUUCAUAGAGGUUUAAUGCUUUUCACCAGAAGGACCGUAGAGACACUUACAAUUAUGAGGUAUUUUAAUAAGAGAAGCUCUAAAUAAUUGCAGACAAUGUUGGAUAAAGUUCAAUCAAUCAUUCAGUAUUUUGCCACAGUCCUGCAGACACUGUGGAGUUUUCGUGGGUUUUCUUUUCUCUCGUUUACCUCGUGUAUUCGUUCACAUUUACUGAUUACUUAGUGAGAUGUUUUCCUAUUGUAUUUGUAUAAAGUUGUUCUUGUUUUUGUGAUGACAUCGUCUGCAUAUUGCGAGCCCGAUAAGAUGGUAUAAUGAUGUGGCUGCUGCACUGCUGGUACAUUUUCACAUGUUUAAACACUCACAACAACUGACUGAUGCCUUGGUCGACAUGAAUGUCUGGAGGACCGUUUUAAAAUGAAAUGGACACAUUAAAAAAGAAACAUGAGGAAUCAUAAAUAUAAACAUAUCAGCAGUUUAGCUCUUGUUAUUUGUAAUUCCGUCGACAGAGUAGGUACUGGUACCUUUUUGUUUCACAAUCAUUUUCAGAUGGUGGCUUUAAAGUGAUUUUUCACACUGCUCACAUAUAGUUGUCGUACACACAUUUGGGUUUUGUGUGCAGACUUUUUUUUUUUGUAAAAAGGUGCUUUGUACAAAAUGAUAUAGCUUAGCUUUUCUUGGUACAGGUGUGUGAUAUCUUUUUGUAUCCCAGGUUUUGGAGCAAAGGAGAGAAAAGAAGCUCUGCUGUGUUUCUGUGUUCUGCAGUUGGUCUUGUCUUUGCUCCGUGACAUUAUGACGCCUUCUUGAUAAUAGUAGUUUUUUUUGUAGCUUUCUAGAUACUUUGUAUGUAUACGAUAUUGAAGUUAAAUAAAUCUGAAAAUGAA